Messenger RNA from Schizophyllum commune H4-8, 1599 nucleotides. RefSeq names its product FAD/NAD(P)-binding domain-containing protein. The transcript has 10 exons. NCBI's taxonomy places the organism in Eukaryota, Fungi, Basidiomycota, Agaricomycetes, Agaricales, Schizophyllaceae. Gene Ontology annotation, molecular function: monooxygenase activity. The coding region runs from base 1 to 1599 and encodes 532 amino acids. The record is from RefSeq and is a predicted model, not a curated record.
AUGGCUAUCGACACGGAUACUAUUGUGCCCUCUUCGACAAAGGUUCUUGUUAUCGGAGGCGGCCCCGCAGGCUCUUAUGCGGCUGCUGUGCUCGCGCGCGAGGGCUUUGAGGUCACCGUCCUCGAGCGCGACCAUUUUCCCCGGUACCACAUCGGCGAGAGUAUGCUCCCUUCACUGAGGUCUUUCUUGCGGUUCAUCGACGCCGAGGACAAAGUCGCUGAGCGCGGAUUUGCUGUCAAGCGUGGCGCUGCCGUUAAGUUGCACCAAAAUAAACGAGAGGGCUAUACCGACUUCUGCAAGCCGAACCCCGACAACUGGUCGUGGAACGUGAUACGUUCAGAGUUCGAUGAGGUCCUACUUCGCCAUGCCGCAUCAUGCGGUGCCAAAGUCUUUGAAGGCAUUCGCGUCGACGCCCUCAUGUUCUCCUCUCCCGUUGAUCGCGACAGACCUCACACUGCUCAUCCCAUCGCCGCGCAAUGGACGCGUCCCUCGGACAGGACCAACGGUGUAAUUUCCUUCGACUGGCUCAUAGACGCGUCCGGACGCAACGGCAUCAUGUCCACAAAGUAUCUCAAGAGCCGUACCUUCAAUCCGAACCUGAAAAAUAUUGCGCAAUGGGGCUAUUGGCGAGGCGGAGGCAUGUACAUGCCCGGUACCGAUCGCCACAACGCGCCUUUCUUCGAGGCCCUGACAGAUGAGAGCGGCUGGGCAUGGUAUAUCCCCCUGCACGACGGCACUAUAUCGGUGGGGAUAGUCGAAGCCGAAGACUGCAACCGACGCAAAAAGAAUGAGGUGAAGGCCGGAUGCGCUUCGGACGACGCGCUCCAUGCCCACUACUUGCGCGAGCUUGAGCUUGUCCCCAACCUACGACGGCUCCUCGGCGACGCGACCUUUGCGGAAGACAAGGGCGGCGUCCGUACGGCGGGCGACUACAGCUAUAACUCAAAGGCGUACGGCGGUGUAAAUUGGCGUCUCGCGGGCGACGCGGCCUCGUUCAUCGAUCCCUUCUUCUCGUCAGGCAUCCAUCUUGCACUCACUGGCGGGCUAUCGGCGGCCAGCACGAUUGCAGCCGUAAUCCGCGGCGACUGUACGGCGAAGCAGGGCUUGGAAUUCCAUCAUUCCAAGGUCGGGACCGCCUUUACGAGGUUCCUAUUCAUUGUCUUGGGCAUCUAUAAGCAGAUUAAAGCCCAAGAGGUACCGGUGAUGUUCGAGGUCGACGAGGAUAACUUCGACCGUGCCUUCCAGUUCCUUCGUCCUGUCAUUCAGGGUGCUGCUGACACCGACGCCGGCGUCAGUCAAAGCGAGCUUCAGGCGACCAUGACCUUCUGUCAGAACAUAUUCUCAGACUCGCAGUCACCCCACGCGCGCGACAAGGUCGAUCUCCUCGUGCAAACAGGCGCGGCCAGCGACAUAAAGCGCAUCGACGAGUUAUCAGGAGGCGACGAGGAGGUCAAGAAUCUCUUGCUGAGAGUGAAUGCGCGCAAGGCUUUGCACGACAUGUACGAGUGCAAGCGAUACUUCGGUUCGGAGGUCCUGGGUGGCUUCAGUGUACGCAUGGAGAGAGGAUCACUCGGCCUCGUUCGUGCUUUCUCAGUCUAA